This is a messenger RNA of Salvia splendens (bonfire salvia), 1678 nucleotides long. RefSeq names its product RNA-binding KH domain-containing protein PEPPER-like. The coding region runs from base 112 to 1491 and encodes 459 amino acids. The record is from RefSeq and is a predicted model, not a curated record. NCBI's taxonomy places the organism in Eukaryota, Viridiplantae, Streptophyta, Magnoliopsida, Lamiales, Lamiaceae. The transcript is spliced from 6 exons. Gene Ontology annotation, molecular function: RNA binding.
CUGUUUUGCUUUCUUCUUUUUUGUUUUUGUUCUUUCUCUGUUAAUAAAACCCGCGCCCUAAUCUUCUCUCUCUUCCCACUCUCUUCACAAACAGUCGCAAAACCCACUUCUAUGGCCUCCCCUCAGCCUCCUGCAGAAACCGCCGCCAAUCUCACCGACGAACAACAAGCGCCAGCUGAUCUCGCUGAGUCGAAAUGCGAAGAAGCGGCCGAAACACCCGCGGAGGAAGCUCCGGUGACGGAGGCGCCGGCGGUGGAUGAAAAGGAUAGAGAAUUGGAGGAAAUUAAGGCCAAGUGGCCCGGCUGGCCGGGAUACUCGGUAUUCCGGCUAUUGGUGCCGGUGCUCAAGGUCGGCGGCAUUAUCGGGCGGAAGGGAGAUCUUAUCAAAAAGCUCGUUGAAGAAACCCGAGCUAGGGUUCGCGUGCUCGACGGCCCCAUUACUUCGCCGGAUCGCAUUGUAUUAAUAACUGGCAAGGAAGAACCUGAAGCAGAAGUAUCUCCUGCAAUUGAUGCCAUUUUAAGAAUUUUCAAGAGUGUUAAUGGUCUUCCUGAGAAUGAUGGUGAUAAAACCACCGCCGCUGCAUUUUGUUCGAUUCGACUAUUAGUAGCGUCAACACAGGCCAUUAGUUUAAUAGGAAAACAAGGAUCCCUGAUCAAAUCUAUUCAGGAAACAAGUGGUGCAUCUGUCCGUGUGCUUUCAAAUGAUGAGGUACCAACUUAUGCUGGUUCCCAGGAAAGGGUUGUUGAGUUGCAAGGGGAAGCUUUGAAGGUUCUUAAGGCGUUGGAAGCUGUCGUAGGGCACCUGAGAAAAUUUUUAGUGGAUCAAAGUGUUCUACCCUUAUUUGAGAAGAGUUAUAAUGCACCAGCCACUCAGGAAAGGCAAGUGGACGCUUGGUCUGACAAGACAUCCUUGCAUCAAACACCACAAACCUCACUAGGGGUUGAUUAUCCUGUCACGUUGAAAAGGGAAUCACUGUUUCUGGACCGUGAAAGCCAGAUUGAAUCUCAUAUUGCAUCCUCUAGACUGCCAUUGUAUGGACAGGAACAUGGACUUGUGAAUCGUUCUUCACUAAUAGGGCGUGCCGGGGGACCUGUUGUGACUCAGGUUGCGCAGACCAUGCAAAUACCUCUUGCGUAUGCAGAGGACAUUAUCGGUGUUCAGGGGGCGAAUAUUGAUUACAUUCGACGCAGUAGUGGUGCUAUUUUGACUGUACAAGAGAGUAGAGGUCUGCCUGAAGAGAUUACUGUGGAAAUAAAAGGCACCUCUCCACAAGUUCAAGCAGCUCAACAACUUAUACAGGAAUUCAUCAGUGGGCACAGAGAGCCAGCUCCCGGAAACUAUGCUAAUGUGGAGUCGGCGUACUCUCGGCUGGGAGGCGGGGGAAGCUCGUAUUUACCGUCAUCAUAUGCAGGACAAGGACAAGGCCAAGGACAGCCGUACGGUGGAUAUGGAUCGUCGGGGGCAGGGGGAUAUAGCAGCUUUAGGCUUUGAAUUGAUGGCUCAGGGUGUACCCACAUUUUCUUCCUUGCCUUUUACUUCUUCCAAUUUGAGCCGUAAAAAGAUUGUGGCCUAAUUUUACGGUAGUCAAGGAUAUAUAACUAUGUAACAAAGUAGAGAGGAUAAAAGGUUGUGGAUGUUUGUUAUCAAUUUCUAAAUACAAAAAAUGCUUAUUCGUUUA